AUGCCACCGAAGAAGUACGUCGUCCCCCGCGCGGCGGCAACCGCGACCGCCUCCGUCGCCCAUCCGAAGCAGAGGAAGCCGAGGGCGCCGCCGUCCAAGCCACCGGGCAUGUCAAAUGCCGAGUGGAGGGCGGAAGUUCAGCGACGGGAGGCUGUCACCGCCGACCGGCAGAACAGGGCCAUCGCCAAGAAGACCCGCGACAACGCAGCGCGUGCGGCUGCGGCUGCCUCAUCGGCGGACCAAGCCGAGGCUGAGGCGACUCGCGCGGGGAUGAUGAAUCCACCCGGUAGCCACGCCCGGUACGCGCCCUGGGGCCAGCAAGGCGUCGACUCUCCGCAACCAUGGGGAUCGCCCUCGCCGGGCUACGCCGACGGGGACGCGCACGGUGGGUUCAACCCAAACGUCACCUUCCCCCAUGGACACCCGGCCCAGCACACGCCCUCGCCCGCCUUCGCCGGCGUGCAGUACCCUCCAUACAACUACUCGCCGCCCGCCUACGCUUCCUCCCCGACGCCCCCACUCCGCCAUGGCCGGACGGCAACAAAGGAGUCCAUCGAGCACUGCCUCGCCGACGCGCAGGCCCAGGCCGUCCUUCGAGAGGAGAAGACCGACGCGCGGUGGUCGGCGUUGAUGUCGAGCAGCGCCGUCAAGCUCGACCUGCUCCGGUCCAACGUCGCCGCGAAGAAGAGAAACACCGACCUGGUUUUCCUGCUGGGCGGGGCGGACAUGCUCCAGUGCACCGACGAGGCGGUCAAGGCGUGGUACUUGGCGGAGCGCGGCCUCAUCCUGAACCAGCUUCCCUCGACAACACCGCCGACGCCGCCGCCGCCGCCAAGCCCGCGUGAUGACGCCUCCACGACGCCCAGCACCACCGAAGCCACGCCGACACAGCCCAGCGCAGAAGCAGCUCCGACACCGCCAAGACCGCGCACGCCAACUCCGCCGACGCCUGGGGCAGAGCCCGCCGAGUGGUGCGUUGCGCACGCGAAGUUCUGCCGCUCUAUUUUUUGUACGCCGAACUGUGACUUGCGAUCGCCGGACUUGUGGCGUCUUUUGUGA
Aegilops tauschii subsp. strangulata is the source of this 1059-nucleotide messenger RNA. Lineage: Eukaryota; Viridiplantae; Streptophyta; Magnoliopsida; Poales; Poaceae. The record is from RefSeq and is a predicted model, not a curated record.